Messenger RNA from Stylophora pistillata, 1046 nucleotides. RefSeq lists its product as uncharacterized. The record is from RefSeq and is a predicted model, not a curated record. Lineage: Eukaryota; Metazoa; Cnidaria; Anthozoa; Scleractinia; Pocilloporidae.
GAAACUAAGGACAAUGAUGCAAAAAUUCGUUGCGGUCAAGCUAGUUGGUCGUUGCAAUUUGUAAUCACCUAUCUCUCAUACAGCGAACCAUGAAGGCCUACCUCUUUCGGACUUUUUCCCUGCUCGUGGAAAAGCGGACUAUCGUAUUCGUUUGGAGGAGACUGAGGUAACGAGGAAGGAUAAGGCUGUCUUCCAUCGAGAAGCCUUUGCUUACCGCCAUCUUCCUCCAUGUUUAUUUCGAAAUUUUAACGAACUUAUCCGAGAGGUUCCGGACAUUUUCGGAUAAUUCUCGUGCUCAGAUGACAGAUCGAACACGCCAAAAAAAUAAUCCAAAAUGGAUUCAACCGAAGCAGCACCUUUGUACCACGAGAUUUCCCCUUUAACGAAGUUAAUGUUAAGGGCUCUUGCCAUAGUCACAGCAGUAAUCGUACUGAUUACACUCAUCCUUAGCUUUGUGAAAGCCUCUCAGGACUCCAUGAAUUACCUUAUAGUUGUUAACAUGCUAAUUAGUAGAGUAAUUGGAGGAAUUAUUACUUGGUGGUAUCACAAAGGAGUUAUUGAGGCCAAGAAAAUAGCUUUUAUGGCAUUUGUAGGCAUUUGUAUCAUUUUUCAGGCCAUUAUCUCGGAUGUAUAUGUUUACAAAAAGGUCGAAACCCAGGCACCGACUGUCAUUGCUCCAACACCCGCUACCUUGCAUCCUAGCAGUGUUGUUUCGCCGACCCGUUGAAUACAGAGCAGCAAAGAAAGGAUGUUUCAGGAUCAAAUGCCAUUAACGUUUAUGUAUUUAUUGGGUCAUGAGGGAUGAACUUAUAAUCAUGUGAGAAGGAUGGAAAUUGGUUCUUUUUAGUGGCACAGUUAAGAUUCUCUGCCACUGUGUUUGCCACUUGAUCAUUUUCGAAAGACUGUACAUGCAUCCAUUUUAAUAUCGUUAUCUCAUGGGAAAAAAUAACAAUAACACGUUCUUGAAAUUUUAGUUUGUUGCUCAGUUAAAUCUUUAACUGAUUCUAGAGAGUAAUAAAACGUAGUUGAUUGAAGUGCAAGUGAAA